GCGCUUGUUCAAACAACCAAACCCCGCGCGGCCGCGGGCGCCGCUCCCGCCUCUUACCGCGGAGCGCGCGGCGCCGCCCGGCAGCGGAAGGCGCCGGGGCCCGGCCGGAGGCGCUUCCGGGGCGGUGCCGGAAGCGGCGGCUGUGGAGGGGUCGCCAUGGUGUGCGACAAGUGCGAGAAGAAGCUCGGAACGGUGAUCACUCCCGAUACAUGGAAAGAUGGUGCAAGAAACACUACAGAAAGCGGUGGUCGUAAAUUAAAUGAAAACAAGGCGUUGACCUCAAAGAAGGCAAGGUUUGAUCCUUAUGGAAAGAACAAAUUUGCAAUAUGUCGGAUUUGUAAGAGUUCUGUCCACCAGCCAGGGUCCCACUAUUGUCAAGGAUGUGCCUAUAAAAAAGGGCAAAAUGAAGAACACUGGGCUUACAGUUAUCCUCUUUGUUGUUGCCUUCCUGCCAUGCAGUUGCUGAAGAGGAUGUGCAGGUUUCAAAUGGCAAGUCUGUUGCACCUGCUUGUUCUGGCAUCACUCCUGUCAUCAGCUCAUCUCUCUGCAGUGCCUCAGAUUGUACAAAUCUUCCAGCUCUGCUCCACCCAGAGAUGCUUUGGCCGUUACCCUCUGCCAGUCUUUCCACAGUCCUGGGCAAGAAUGGCUGGUGCCUUUGUAUUAUCAGUGGUCAUUAAAGCUAUAUGCAAAAGUUGGAACACAGCUGUUCAAAGUGGUGCAGUGAACUGUGUUGCUUUAUUUUCCUAAUACAAAGCUGUAAGGUUUCUAGAUACACAAGUUGGUUCCCCAGCAUGAGAGAUUCAUUAUUCAUUGAAAGAUGAUAGCCAGGAGACAAGCUCUUUACAUCUAUAAUGACAAAAUUUACUUUAUGAUAGGGCCUCUGUGCUGUGAAUAAAAUUCUGGAGCUACCAAAGUCUUUAGAAUUCCCCUUGACAAAUCAUUGCUUUUCUUGGAUUGGAGCUGGGCUUCUUGAUUUUGUAUAAGUAUAUAUGGCCUAAAUAUGUGCCUUUUUCUGUCAUUGGCUUUGGCUGUUGAAGAAUCCAAGAGUGGUUUUUGGCACUGACCUACCAGUUGCUUAAUAGAACUGUCUAUUCAAUGAGCCCUGGUUCAGCAUGGGAGCAUGAACAUACCUCUUUUGCUUAUGAGUUUCUCACUAGAUCACUGGUUUAGAAAAUAAACGUGGCCAGAUGCAAAAGGGAAUAGUAGUGACAGGAAAACUCUCCUUGAAUAUCAUGAGAGAAUGAAAACAUUGCUGCAUCACAGCUGAGGUUUGCUAUUAAGCUAAAGUAUUUUUGCUCUCCCAGUCAGCAGAACUGGUUGGACAGUACAAGAAAGCCUGGUGGCUGCCCUUACAAAUAACAGACCCAAGUGUUUAUUUUUCUUCUUGUGAGGUUUAUAGCUGUGCCUCAUAUGAAGACCAGUUGGUUUUGUACUGCUUGUCUUCCUCUCAGAUGUGUGCUUUUAUGGAUGAAGUUGUCUCUGAAAUUCAUCAGGAAACUGGUUUUUUAUCAACUUUUAUGGGAGGGGCCAUAGUUGACUUUGCAGAACGUGUGUUCAUCAUGUCUGUCUAAUGCAGAAAAUGCAAGUGCUCUGUUGACAGGGAGGGCUUACUUCUUGCACUUCAGGACAACAGAAAAAGCUGUGUUCAAGGAACCUGAAAGAAUCUGAUGUCUUGCCAAGAAGAAAGAUGCAUGAAGUAUUCUCCAUGUGGGUAUUGCUAGUAAAAGGUUACUUUGUUAUGUGGUUCAGGAAGGCACUACUGACAUUUGAUUUUUUGCCUUGAUGCCAUUUGUGAUUAACAUUUGUGAUAAACAAGUAGAUUUUUAAGCAAGUAGAUUUUUCAGGCACUGGUGACUCAAUGACCAAAUAACUAUCUAAUUAGUUUAGGCAGCCAUUUUCAGACUGGCUUUCUAGUAGAAAACUUCUCAAAACUACUCCUUCCUUUCUGUCUCUCUCUUUGCACUAAAAGAUGCAAACUGAACUUAGCAAUGUUAGUGACUCAUUAGGCAUCAGCACUUCCAGCAAAUGCACUUGCUGUGUGCUCAUCUGCCGAGUGCCAUUGGGAAAACAAAUGUUGAGCAGGGUUUGUUUUCUGUGUCAUCAUGGUGCUGAUGAUUCAAUUAUCAGUAUUUUAACUGUUUCAGGUCACAUGCAAACACAUAGAACUCGCAUUUGCCAUUUUCUGCUGGCUGAUGGGUCACAUGCAUCUUAAAUAUAUCAUAACCAGCCCAGUCUCCAGGAAAUUAUUAUUUGCUGUUGAUUUUUGGUUGCUCCUUUUGCUGCCAUAGAAGAUAAAGAUUUUAAGUUGAUACAGCUCCCAAAUUGUGUCAUGGAUAUUUACUGUUCUGAUAUGUUUACUACUGUUCUGUAACACAACAGUGCAAGUAAGACUAUGUGUGACAAAAGGCGUGGCUCUCAGGGAGUUGGCUUCUAGCCCAGUCUAAUUGUCAUAUUUUAUUGAUUAAAAUAUUUAAAUGCUAAUUGGAUUAAGCAAAGACUUUA
This is a messenger RNA of Agelaius phoeniceus (red-winged blackbird), 2502 nucleotides long. The record is from RefSeq and is a predicted model, not a curated record. Lineage: Eukaryota; Metazoa; Chordata; Aves; Passeriformes; Icteridae.